This is a messenger RNA of Vigna unguiculata (cowpea), 1930 nucleotides long. It is a transcript of the gene PHT4;3, whose product is annotated as phosphate transporter 4;3. Gene Ontology annotation, biological process: transmembrane transport. Gene Ontology annotation, cellular component: plastid. Gene Ontology annotation, molecular function: phosphate transmembrane transporter activity. The record is from RefSeq and is a predicted model, not a curated record. NCBI's taxonomy places the organism in Eukaryota, Viridiplantae, Streptophyta, Magnoliopsida, Fabales, Fabaceae.
UGAAGUGAGUGGUAGUUCAAUAUUCUUCAAACUGACACUUAAAAAAAUGAUCAAACGAAGGCCAUUAGCGUAAUUGUGAACCACCGCACCAACCAACUCAGUUCUGUUACACACUGAAACCUUCCACCGUCCGCGGCCAUGGCUGCGCUGUCCUCCGCCAUUGCUUCCGCCGCCAAACCCUUCUCGUUGCCCCAAACGCGCCGAGCUAGAGUGGCGGCGGUCCACUUUCCCAAACCUUACUUCAAGAAAACGGAAUUCAACUUCGUCGAAGUUUCACACUCACUCCGUUCCCUUCCCCGUCUUCGUGUUUCCUCCAACGACGCUCACUUCAGCUCGAGCUCCGAGGAGAGCCAACAGCCACAGCCGAGUUUCGCAGAGUUCAUCACUUCAGAGAGAGUCAAAGUGGUGUCCAUGCUGGCCCUCGCCCUCGCCCUCUGCAACGCCGAUCGCGUCGUCAUGUCCGUGGCCAUCGUGCCAUUGUCCCUUGCCAACGGGUGGAGCCGCGCCUUCGCCGGAAUCGUCCAGUCGUCUUUUCUGUGGGGGUAUCUUGCUUCUCCUAUAGUUGGAGGGAUGUUGGUGGAUAACUACGGUGGCAAAGUGGUAAUGGCUUGGGGAGUGGCGUUGUGGUCACUUGCUACUUUUCUUACGCCUUGGGCUGCUCAGACAUCUCUCUUGGCUCUCCUAGUCGUUCGUGCUAUGCUUGGCGCUGCUGAAGGAGUCGCUCUUCCUUCCAUGAAUAACAUGGUUGCACGAUGGUUUCCACAAACAGAACGAUCAAGGGCUGUCGGAAUCUCAAUGGCUGGGUUUCAGCUUGGAUGUGCAAUAGGGCUCACACUUUCUCCCAUUCUCAUGUCGCAAGGUGGUAUAUUUGGUCCCUUUGUAAUUUUUGGACUGUCGGGGUUUCUUUGGGUGUUGGUGUGGUUGUCAGCAACGUCUAGCACUCCUGACCGGAGUCCUCAAAUAUCAAAAUAUGAGCUGGAGUAUAUAUUGAAUAGAAGGCAGACGUCUUUUCCAGUGGAGACAUCUAAGUCUAAAAAAGUUAAAGUGGUCCCUCCUUUCAGGCGCUUGCUUUCAAAGCUGCCAACAUGGUCUCUGAUCAUUGCAAAUGCCAUGCACAGUUGGGGUUUUUUUAUUGUUCUUUCCUGGAUGCCCAUAUACUUCAGCUCAGUAUACCGUGUGGAUCUCAGGCAUGCGGCAUGGUUUAGUGCAGUUCCAUGGGCUGUGAUGGCUAUCAUGAAUUACCUAGCUGGUUUGUGGUCGGAUAUGAUGAUACAAAGUGGUACGAGUGUCACUUUGACUCGGAAGAUUAUGCAGACCAUUGGUUUUGUUGGUCCUGGACUCUGCCUCAUUGGCUUGGCGACAGCAAAAAGCCCCUCAGUUGGUUCUGCUUGGCUUACUUUAGCUUUUGGCCUGAAAUCUUUCAGUCACUCUGGCUUUCUUGUGAACCUUCAGGAGAUUGCACCACAGUACUCUGGUGUUUUGCAUGGAAUAUCAAAUACUGCUGGAACAUUUGCUGCUAUAAUAGGAACAGUUGGAGCUGGGUUUUUUGUUGAGCUAGUCGGUUCCUUCCAAGGAUUUCUGUUGCUUACAUCGGUCCUUUAUUUUCUUGCUGCUAUUUUCUACUGCCUAUUCUCUACUGGAGAAAGAGUAAAUUUUGACGAUCCUGCAGUUGCCUAAGAGUGCUGGAAGUUACUGUAUCUUGUACAGUUCAAUUUCUUGUAUGCCAAAGGAGUCACGCCAAAGGAGAUAACCGAAGAAUGACAGAGAUGGUUAUAUGUGCUGACUAUCAAACUUGUGAGGUGUAAAAUAGAUACUUACCAUUUACAUAGUCUAAAAUGAUUCAUGUAUAGUUUGUGUUCCGAGAAUGAAUUUAGAAAAAGAGAAGAAAAAAAACAAAGUAAUAAGGUUUAUUUUCUGAUUUUGCUCAUCA